AUGGCCACCACGCGACUCCGCCUCCUACUCCUCCUAUUCACGCUGCUCGCCGGCACCGCCGUCUUCUCCGUCUCCGCCGCCCGCGACGCCCCUACCGAGCCGGCCGUCGCGGGUCCGGUCGGCGCGGAGCCGAGCGCCUACGAGAUGUUGGAGAAAUUUGGCUUCCCAAAGGGAAUACUCCCGGUGGGCGUCACCGGCUACACGCUCCGGCGGUCGGACGGCGCGUUCCAGGUGUUCAUGGACAAGGAUUGCGAGUUCGAGGUGGACGGCGGGUACAAGCUUACCUACAAGCGGACGAUCUCCGGCAGGGUGGCCGGCGGCAGCUUGUGGGACCUCCGGGGCGUCUCGGUGAAGAUCUUCUUCGUCAACUGGGGCAUCGACCAGGUGGUCAUGGCCGACGCCGACCACCUCAUGUUCUACGUCGGCCCGCUCUCCCAGGCCUUCACGUCGGACAACUUCGAGGAGUCCCCGCAGUGCAGGUGCCGUGGCAACGGCGUCGCGGACGUUGGCGAGGGCGCCGGCGUGGGCGUGGCGACGAUGUAG
Molecule: messenger RNA, 543 nt
Organism: Triticum turgidum subsp. durum (durum wheat)
Lineage: Eukaryota; Viridiplantae; Streptophyta; Magnoliopsida; Poales; Poaceae
Source: the annotation of a GenBank genome assembly